UUUGGGUUUGACCAACUCAACCCCAUCCCUCUUCCUCUCUUCUUCUUCUUCUUCUUCUUCUUCUUCUUCUUCUCUGUUUCUUUCUAUUAUUAUUAUUAAUCCUCCUUACCUUUUUUUUUUUAUUCGUUCCCAAAUCUUUGUUCCACUCUCACCUCUUCUCCCCCUUGGUUUGUUUGUUUCUCUUGAAGAAGAAUAAGUAGGAGCAGAGAGAGAGAGAGCCAUGGGGGUGUGUUUCUCGGCCAUUAGAGUCACUGGUGCUAGCAGCAGUCGGAGAAGUAGUCAGACGACGACCAAUCAUAACCGUACAAAAGGGUGCCAGAAGAAGAAGAAGGCUGCUUCUCCUUGUCCGAAUCCCAAGGCCAUCGAUGCCAAGCGCAGCAGAACCGGCUCCAUCCCCUGCGGCAAGCGUACUGAUUUUGGCUACCCCAAAGACUUCCACGACCAGUACUCCAUCGGCAAGCUACUCGGCCAUGGUCAAUUCGGCUACACCUACGUCGCCAUCGACAAGUCCAAUGGAGAUCGCGUCGCCGUUAAGAGACUCGAUAAGAGUAAGAUGGUUCUUCCUAUUGCCGUUGAGGACGUCAAGCGAGAGGUUCAGAUACUUCAAGCUCUUUCUGGCCACGAGAAUGUUGUUCAGUUUCACAAUGCCUUUGAGGAUGAUGACUACGUCUAUAUAGCUAUGGAGUUGUGCGAGGGAGGCGAAUUGCUCGACAGGAUCUUAUCCAAGAAAGAUAGUCGAUACUCUGAGAAAGAUGCAGCUGUUGUCGUCAGGCAGAUGCUCAAAGUCGCUGGAGAAUGUCAUCUCCACGGUCUUGUACAUAGAGAUAUGAAACCAGAGAAUUUUUUGUUCAAAUCAGAUAAACUAGAUUCGCCUCUAAAGGCUACAGAUUUUGGUUUAUCGGAUUUUAUUAAACCAGGGAAAAAGUUCCAUGACAUUGUUGGUAGCGCUUAUUAUGUUGCUCCCGAAGUACUCAAGCGCAGAUCAGGCCCUGAAUCAGAUGUCUGGAGCAUUGGUGUGAUUACAUAUAUAUUACUUUGUGGGAGGCGCCCAUUUUGGGAUAGGACUGAAGACGGUAUUUUUAAGGAGGUUUUAAAAAACAAACCUGACUUCCGUCGCAAACCAUGGUCAACAAUAAGCGACAGCGCAAAAGAUUUUGUUAAAAAGUUACUUGUAAAAGACCCAAGAGCACGGCUAACUGCUGCACAAGCUCUAUCACAUGCAUGGGUUAGAGAAGGGGGCAAUGCUACUGAUAUCCCUGUCGACAUUUCAGUUCUAAACAACUUGCGCCAGUUUGUGAGAUACAGCCGUCUAAAGCAAUUUGCUUUAAGGGCUCUUGCUAGCACACUUGACGAGGCUGAGAUUUCUGACCUCAGAGAUCAAUUUGAUGCCAUUGAUGUGGAUAAGAAUGGCGUCAUUAGUCUUGAGGAGAUGAGACAGGCACUUGCCAAAGAUCUUCCUUGGAAACUGAAGGAUUCACGAGUGUCUGAGAUCCUUCAAGCGAUAGAUAGCAACACUGAUGGGUUAGUGGAGUUCACAGAGUUUGUGGCAGCAGCUCUGCAUGUCCAUCAACUGGAAGAACAUGAUUCAGAGAAAUGGCAGCAAAGAUCAAGAGCAGCGUUUGAGAAAUUCGACAUAGAUAAAGACGGUUACAUAACGCCUGAGGAACUUCGAAUGCACACGGGGCUAAGAGGGUCAAUAGAUCCACUGCUGGAUGAAGCAGACAUAGACAGAGAUGGGAAGAUAAGCCUGCAUGAGUUCAGGAGACUUCUAAGAACAGCAAGCAUAAGUUCACAGAGAGUAUCAAGCCCUUCAGGGCGGCACAGGAAUCCUCGGUAGUGGAAAAAUGUAAACUAGAAGAGGAGGGAAUGUAAUUUGUUGGGAUGUGAUAUGUCUUAUCUUAUAUGUAAUGUUGGUUGUAAGAUAAAGUGGUAUUUUUUUUUGGUAUUAUUUUUUGUUUGGCGUUGUAGUGUUGUUGUUAUAAAGUACGUUGGUUCGUUCUAAAAAGGAAGCGAAACCAAAAGGGUGAGAAUCA
Messenger RNA from Capsella rubella, 2033 nucleotides. RefSeq names its product calcium-dependent protein kinase 28. Lineage: Eukaryota; Viridiplantae; Streptophyta; Magnoliopsida; Brassicales; Brassicaceae. Gene Ontology annotation, molecular function: calmodulin binding; ATP binding; calcium ion binding. Gene Ontology annotation, cellular component: nucleus; cytoplasm. Bases 221 to 1837 code for a protein of 538 amino acids. Gene Ontology annotation, biological process: peptidyl-serine phosphorylation; intracellular signal transduction; protein autophosphorylation. The record is from RefSeq and is a predicted model, not a curated record. The transcript is spliced from 12 exons.